Messenger RNA from Corylus avellana, 708 nucleotides. NCBI's taxonomy places the organism in Eukaryota, Viridiplantae, Streptophyta, Magnoliopsida, Fagales, Betulaceae. The record is from RefSeq and is a predicted model, not a curated record.
AUUUGAAGAAAAUUGUCGAAUUAGCACAGAAUGAUGAGGUGGAGUCAAUUGUGUUGAAAAGAUAUGGAAGGAACGCUUAUAAAAUGUUCAGAUUACUGUCAAAAACUGGUUGCCUCGUUGAGACCGAGAAGAUUUCAGAUACCACAUUUGUUGAAAAGAAGGAAGCACCCAAGAUGCUUUUUAAGCUGUGGAGUGAUGGGUACUUGCAUAUGGAGAAAAUAACUGUUGCGGCAGCUAGACAAUCACAAUUCUUGUUGUGGAAAGUUAAUAAGCCCUCUCUACAGGAACAUGUACUAGACGAGAUGUUCCAUGCUGCUUUAAACUUGAGUAAACGAGUGGCUUAUGAGCGUGAAAAGGAAAAAGAGCUUCUAAACCUCCCAGCAGACAAACAAGUUAUGUCACGAGAGGAAAGACAUAAGCGACGAAGAAACGUGGCGUUCGUCCUGGAAUCAUCGCUGCGGGAGCUUGACGAUGCUGUCAUGCUUUUCCAUGAUUUUGAAGAACCAUCACUGCUGAAGCUUAAUUUCUGAAUGCAAGUCCUAUGGAUGUGUUUCUGCUGACAUUUCUUUAAGUGAAGGUGGAAUAAGUUUUACGUUUAAACCGUUCAAUACUUGAAUUAGUGUAUAUAUAUAUAUAUUUCUUAUUUUACACUUGAAUAAAUAAUAUUCCAUUUAUGAAAGAAAAAAAAUAGAUUUAUCUUUCGUCCCA